UCUCUCUUCUCUUAUCGUCGGUUUUUGCGGACCGGCAUAAUAAACCGGAAAGAAGUGCAAAAAUAGCAGCAACAAUUAUCGAUAUCGAUAAUAAUAACAGAAACAACAGUAGCAAAAUGGUGGUUUUAGAAACUGCCAACGCUCUAUUGGGCGGCCCAUAUGCCCAAGGUGCACCCGCCUUAAAAAUGGUACAAAAACGUUAUAUUGGAUUACAUCAAUGGUUGGGACCAAUACGAACCACCAAAGAGCUAAAGGAGCAUAUUGUAGGUGACAAUCAACUUUUUCGCUCACAGAAUCCGGGCUUAGCAGCAGCGGCAACAAAUGCUGCUGCAGCAGCUGCUGCCGCAGCGGCGGCAACAUCAGCAGCUAGUGCAGCAGCAGCAGCAGCUGGUGCACCGCCGGUGCCUAAUGGCGGCAGCAUGCAACAGCAGCAAUCUCAGCAACAGCAGCAGCAACAACAACAGCAGCAACAGCAAAUGCAAAUGGCUGCCGCUUCGCAACAGUUUUUGGCUGCCCAACAGAAUGCGGCGUAUGCCGCCCAACAGACCGCACCAUAUGUCAUCAAUCCCGGCCAGGAGGCGGCUCCAUAUCUUGGCAUGAUUGCAGCAGCUCAAAUGCCGCAAUACUACGGCGUGGCACCAUGGGGCAUGUACCCAAACAAUCUGAUACCACAGCAGAGUACACAACCUCGUCGCCCGUUGACGCCCUCACAGCAGGGAGCCGAAAAUCAACCGUAUCAGGUCAUACCGGCAUUUUUCGAUCAGAGCGGCUCACUUGUAAUGGGACGCACUGGCACACCCAUGCGUUUGGUUAGCCCAGCUCCCGUAUUGGCUGUGCCACCGGGUGCCGCCCGUGCUGGACCGCCACCACCGCAGGGUCCGCAAUUGUAUCCGCCGCAACCGCAAACGGCUCAACAGAAUCUCUACUCACAGCAGAAUGGUUCCAGUGUUGGAGGCUUGGCCUUGAACACCAACUCGUUGACGGGGCGUCGUGAUUCAUUUGAUCGCACUACAUCCGCCUUCAGCCCCUCGGCCAUGGAUUAUACAACCAGCAGCGUAGCUGCCGCCAAUGCCGUCAACAGCACAGUAGCUGCAGCUGCAGCCGCUGCUGCUGCCGCAGCGGCACGUGGCAAAUGGCCAGGUGCCAUGUCAAGUGCCGCCGGGGCCUAUGGAACUUUGGGUGCUGCUGCAGCUGCUGCGGCUGCGGCCAAUGCCUCGGCCAGUCCUAUUGGAGCACCAUUGACACCGCCGCCUUCCGCGGCCCAGUCCUGUCUAAUGGCUGGCAAUCGGGCGCCAGGAGCCGAAUCGCGUCAGAGGCAACAAUUGGCUGCCGUUGGCUUGCCCACCACAGCGGCAGCUGCUCAGGCUGCUGUGGCAGCCGCUGCAAAUAACAUGUUCGGCUCGAAUAGUUCCCUUUUCUCCAAUCAUCUGGCCAUACCGGGAACCGCUGUGGCAGCAGCUGCUGCUGCCGCUAAUUCACGUCAGGUGGCUGCGGCAGCUGCUGUAGCCGCCGCUGCUGCUGGAGCAGCGGGUGCUGCCGCUGGUGGAGCACCGCCACCGGGCCGAUCACGUCUGUUGGAAGAUUUCCGCAAUCAACGCUAUCCAAAUUUGCAACUACGAGAUCUGACCAAUCACAUUGUAGAGUUCUCACAGGAUCAGCAUGGAUCACGAUUCAUUCAACAGAAACUAGAGCGAGCCACCGCGGCCGAGAAGCAAAUGGUUUUCAGUGAGAUACUUGGAGCCGCCUACAGCCUAAUGACCGAUGUCUUUGGCAAUUAUGUUAUACAGAAAUUCUUUGAAUUUGGAACUCCCGAGCAGAAGAACACCCUCGGCAUGCAGGUGAAAGGUCAUGUGCUACAGUUGGCGCUGCAAAUGUAUGGCUGCCGUGUGAUCCAAAAGGCCUUGGAGAGCAUUUCACCGGAACAGCAACAGGAAAUUGUCCAUGAAUUGGAUGGACAUGUGCUAAAGUGUGUCAAGGAUCAGAAUGGCAACCAUGUGGUGCAGAAAUGUAUCGAAUGUGUGGAUCCUGUUGCCUUGCAGUUCAUCAUUAAUGCCUUUAAGGGUCAGGUGUACUCGCUGAGCACACAUCCAUAUGGCUGCCGGGUCAUUCAACGUAUCCUGGAGCAUUGCACAGCCGAGCAGACGACUCCGAUUCUUGAUGAAUUGCAUGAGCACACCGAACAGUUGAUCCAAGACCAAUAUGGCAACUAUGUCAUUCAGCAUGUAUUGGAGCAUGGCAAACAGGAAGAUAAAUCCAUACUGAUCACUAGUGUGCGCGGCAAGGUCUUGGUGCUAUCCCAACACAAAUUUGCCUCCAAUGUGGUCGAGAAGUGUGUGACCCAUGCCACGCGUGGCGAACGCACUGGCCUCAUUGACGAGGUGUGCACCUUCAAUGACAACGCCCUGCAUGUCAUGAUGAAAGAUCAGUAUGCCAACUAUGUGGUCCAAAAGAUGAUCGAUGUGUCAGAGCCCACGCAGCUUAAGAAACUGAUGACCAAAAUUCGCCCUCACAUGGCAGCACUGCGGAAAUAUACCUACGGCAAGCAUAUCAAUGCCAAGCUAGAGAAGUACUACAUGAAGAUAACCAAUCCAAUGGCUGCGACAGCUACCUCAGCAGUUGGCGGAGGAGUUAGCUGCAGCGGUGCCACCAUAACAACAGCAUCGCCCACAUCAAUUGCAGUCAGUAGCAGUGCAACAGCUGUCGCUGUGCCUGCAGCAUCAUCCUCCACUUCAGCAUCAUCCUCCAGCUCAGCCAGCAGCAAUUGCUCUAUAACCACCACCACAAGCACCACUACCACCACCAACAGCAGCAUGUCAUCGCCCACAAUUUGCACCAUACAGGAGAAUGGCAAUAGCAUGAUGGCCGAGCCCACAUCCCCAGCCCUUUCCGAAUCAUCCUCAUCUGUGGUGACGGCCAUCAAUGCUGGCCUAGGUCCAAUUGGACCACCCACAACAGCCAAUGGAGUGCUGUAAAUACAACAAAAAAAGGAAAAAUAAAAAAUUUUAAAUCAAACAAACACAACAGAAAGAAAAGAAACCACAACCAACCAACUCAUAGGAUGUAGAAGAAGAAUUUGAAGAAGUGAGAGCAUCAGUCGGUUUACAUUCUUCUCGAAUUUUAGAUAAAAAACCAACAAAACUGCAUACUAAAAUCAGAAAAUACUAUAUAUAUAUAUAAACACACGCAUACAUAUAAAUGUAAUCUAAUUUAUUGAUUCCUCAUACCCCUCUCAAAACAAAAAAAAAAAAUCGAAAAAAACUCUCAACUAAAAAGUGCGGGCCAUCGAUAUAAUAAUUUGUCAAAUUUUGUAAAAAAAACAAAAAGUUCUGCUGUUCACAGAACAGGCAAAAGGAGAUCUGAGAAAAUUUCACAAAAAUGCAUUGUAUUUUUAAUUAACAAAACAAAAAGAGAUGAACGAUGAAAUAGUUGUGCUAAAUGCCAACUAAAUUCAAGUAAUUUGUAUGGCAAACAAAAAUGACGCAU
This is a messenger RNA of Drosophila willistoni, 3483 nucleotides long. It is a transcript of the gene pum, whose product is annotated as maternal protein pumilio. The record is from RefSeq and is a predicted model, not a curated record. Gene Ontology annotation, molecular function: mRNA 3'-UTR binding. The transcript has 7 exons. Lineage: Eukaryota; Metazoa; Arthropoda; Insecta; Diptera; Drosophilidae. Bases 117 to 2972 code for a protein of 951 amino acids. Gene Ontology annotation, cellular component: nucleus; cytoplasm. Gene Ontology annotation, biological process: post-transcriptional regulation of gene expression.